AUGGACGACCUGCGGGUGCUGUGGAUGCGGGACCGCGUGUACGCGGCCUUCGGCCUCACAGACCCCCAGCUCUUCGAGGAGCUGCUGAGCCGCGACGACGGCGAGGUCGAGGACCUCAUCCUGCACUUCCUCAACCAGACGCGGGAGGAGGAGGGCGCCUUGACGCUCUUCUUCUACCGCCAGGUGCUGCCGGUGGAGGCGGAGGCGGAGACCGGCAAGUCUUCUCUCUGCUCGCAGCUGAAAGUACAUGAAUGGAGACAACUAGAUGCCGGCGCGGGCCAGGUCCCCGCUGCGCCCGGAGGGGUGGGGGCGGAGGAGCAGGGGCAACAGGUGGAUCGGGUGAUGGGCCAGCCACGUGUUGCUCUUUUCUUCCGCGCUGGCGGCGGCGGCGGCGGCGAGGACGAGACGCUCGAGGCCGAGGCCGGCGAGGGCGCAGAGGAGGACGCUCAGAAGGCCGAGUUCGAGGCUAAGAGAUUGCAGCUGAGAAGCGAGUCCACAAAUCGGUCUAUAUCAGGCAUCAGGGCUGACCAAGUGGAUGAAGAGAGUUUAGAGAGCUUCCCCAUCAAGAGAACCGUGAAGCACGUCAUGGAAAAGACCUGUCUCGGGGUGGUCUGCGGCCCCAUCCCGGAGGGGCUCCUGGGCGCGAACGUGGUGUACUUCCUCCGCAACACGAAAGAGAUGAUCUCUGAAGCGACCGACAUGAAGGAAGCCCUGGAGAUCAUGCCCAGGACCCUGGAGUACGGGGUCGUCAAUGCCAAUGUCCUCCACUUUCUGAAGAAUGUCAUCUGUCACGUGUUCAUGCCGGCUCUGUCCUUCAGCCAGCACAAGGAUUCAGCCGUGGGACUGGCGUCCGAAGAAGCCCCCGAGUCUUCCCAGCAGGAGGCGGAGCUGACCGGCGGGCCCGGGGAGGCGCAUCACAGCCUGCAGCUGAUACGGGAUGAGUUUUUAAUGAACAUCCAGAAAUUUGCAAAUAAUAUUCAAAAGACAGUGCAGCAACUGGAAGGGGAGAUUAAGCUGGAAAUGCCCAGCAUCAGUGUCGACAGAGAGGUGUCUGACCUGGCGGCCGACCUGGAGGCCGUGGAGAUCCUGGAGCAGUGUGUGAUAAACUGGCUGAAUCUGAUCUCUGCCGCGGUGGAGGCCCAGCUGAAGAAGACGCCUCAGGGCAAUGGUCCUCUGGCCGAAAUUGAAUUCUGGCAGGAGAGAAACGCAGCCCUGAGCGCCCUGCAUGAGCAAACGAGGCUUCCGGUCGUCAGGAAGGUCUUGGAUGUGAUCAGGGAAUCAGGUUCGAUGCUUGUGGCCAACCUGCAGCCAGUCUUAACCGAGCUAUUCAAGGUCCACAUGGAGGCCUCGGACAACGUGCGCUUUCUGUCCACUCUGGAGCGUCAUUUCAAGAACAUCACGCACGGGACUAGCUUUCACGUCGUCCUGGAGACCAUCCCCUCCAUGAUGAGCGCCCUGAGGAUCGUGUGGAUCAUCUCCCGGCACUACAACAAAGACAGGAGGAUGGUCCCGCUCCUGGAGCGCAUCGCCUGGGAAAUCGCCGAACGGGUCUGCAAGGUGAUCAACCUGCGGACUUUGUUCAAGGAGAAUCGGGCCAGCGCCCAGCACAAAACCUCGGAGGCCAGGAACACCCUGCUCACGUGGAAAAAGGCCUAUUUAGACACGAGGGCCAAGAUCGAGGCUUCGGGGAGAGAGGCUCGGUGGGAGUUCGAUCGCAAGCGGCUGUUCGAGCGCACGGACUACAUGGCCGCCAUCUGCCAGGAUCUCUGCGACGUCCUGCAGGUUUUGGAGGAAUUUUACAAUAUAUUUGGUCCAGAACUAAAGGCAGUGACGGGGGACCCCAAGCGCAUCGACGAUGUCCUGUGCAGGGUGGACAGCCUGGUCACCCCCAUGGAAAACCUGACCUUUGACCCCUUCAGCAUCCAGUGUUCCCAGCACUGGAGAUACGUGAUGGACGAGUUCAAGAUUGACGUUCUGGUUAUUGAGAAAGAAGCAAAACAUUUUAUUGAUGAAUCUUUUAAGACCCUUCGAUCAGCUGAAGCAGCGUUUGACAUGCUUUUAAAAUUUAAGCAUAUUCGUUCCCGGAAAGCUAUUAAUCGGCAAAUGAUGAUGAAAUUUAAUGAUAUCCUGGCGCAGUAUUGCAAAGAGAUCGACGUGGUGCAUAAGCUCUUCGUCCAGAACCUGGACAACCCGCCGCUGUGCAAGAACCACCCCCCGGUGGCAGGCGCCAUCUACUGGGAGCGCUCCCUGUUCUUGCGGAUCAAGCACACCAUCCUCCGGUUUCAGGAAGUGGAGGAGAUACUGGAGAGCGACCGAGGGAGAGAGGUGAGACAGAAGUACCUGGAAGUGAGCAAGACCAUGAAGGACUAUGAGGACAGGAAGUACGGGCUGUGGAAGGAGGGGACCGAGCAGGUGCUGCCGAGCCUCAUGAAGAGGAGUCUGCUCGCCAAGACUUCUACCGUCGUGGAUGACGCCGUGCACUGUGACAAGUGGGCUGUGUUUGUAAUCAACUUCUCACCGGCGCUCUGGGAGAUUAUCAGCGAAACAAAGUACUUGGAGCAGUUGGGGUUCCCUGUCCCUGAGUUAGCAAGAAAUGUCGCUCUCCAGGAGGACAAGUUUAUCAGGUACACGGACGGGAUGCAGCGCGUGCUGGACCAUUACCACGUGCUCAUGGAAACGUUAAACGAGGCGGAGGCGCUGCUUCUCGACGAUCACUCCCAGGAAUUGAUAAGAGUGUUUAGGACCGGAUACCGCAGGCUAAACUGGAACUCAUUGGGUAUCUCUGACUACAUAACUCGGUGCAAACAGGCCACUGCGAAAUUUGAGUCCCUUGUCCACCAGAUUAAAAAGAAUUCAGACGACAUUUCGUCCAGGUUGUCGUUAAUAGAGUCUGUAAAUCUCUUUAAAUAUCCAGCACCUAGAAGUGGGGAAGAACUCCCAGGCGUGAAGGAAUUCUUUGAGCACAUCAGUCAAGAAAGGGCCAAAGACGUGGACCACAUGGUCAGGUGGUAUCUUGCCAUUGGGCCUCUGCUGACCAAAGUCGAGGGUCUGGUCAUCCACACCAACACAGGCAAGGCCCCCAAGCUGGCCUCCUAUUACGAAUACUGGGAACAUAAAAUUUAUGACGUCUUGACAAAGCUCAUCCUGAAGAAUUUGCAGUCUUUUAAUUCUUUAAUCCUCGGAAAUGUUCCUUUGUUCCAAACGGACACCGUCCUGACGGCACCCGAGAUCGUCCUCCACCCCAACGCGAACGAGAUCGACAAAAUGUGCGUCCACAGCAUCCGACACUGCGUGGAGACCACCAAGCACUUUGUUCGCUGGAUGAACGGCAGCUGUAUCGAGUGCCCCCCCCAGAAGGGGGAGGAGGAAGAACUUGUUCAAAUAAGCUUUUACGACGACAUCUCCCUGAACCCUCAGAUAAUCGAGCAAGCUGUCAUGAUCCCCCAAAACAUCCACAGGAUCCUGGUCAGUCUUAUGAAGUACCUGCAGAAAUGGAAGCGGUACCGACCUCUCUGGAAACUGGACAAGGCCAUCGUGUUGGAGAAGUUCGCCGCCAAGAAGCCGCCUUGUGCCUCGUAUGACGAAAAGCUGCAGUUCUACUCCCGGAUCGCCCGCGAGGCCCUGCGCCGGCCGCUGACUAAGGACCAGCACUGCGUCCGGCUGCAGCUGGCGCCGCUGGCCACCGCGGUGCGGGAGAGCGCCCGGUCCUGGGUGGCCUCGCUCGGAAGGCUGCUCAACGAGUCCGCCAGGGAGGAGCUCGGUCACCUCCACGAAGAGAUAGAGAUCCUGGCCAAAAACCUGAAGAAGAGCCCCAGCACCCUUGAAGACCUCAAGUUUGUCCUUGCGACAAUUGCAGAGAUUCGAAGUAAAUCUUUGGUCAUGGAGCUGAGGUACAGGGAUGUCCAGGACCGAUACCACACCAUGGCGAUGUACAACCUCUUCCCUCCUGAUGCAGAGAAAGAACUGGCUGACAAUAUUGAAAACAUGUGGAAAAAUCUGUUCAACGACUCCAUAAACGUGGAGCACGCUCUUGGGAGCAUAAAGAGGACGUUCACAGAGAUUACUCGAGGUGAAAUACUGAACUACAGACAGCAGAUAGAGGAAUUUGCAAACCGCUUUUACAGUGAAGGCCCUGGUUCUGUUGGUGAUGAUCUUGAUAAAGGAGUAGAACUUUUAGCCAUUUAUGAAAAGGAGCUCAUGAGACAUGAAAAGAACCGCCAGGAGUUGGCUAACGCUGAGAAACUUUUUGAUCUUCCGAUUACAAUGUAUCCAGAGCUGCUCAAGGUGCAGAAGGAAAUGAACGGGCUGAAGUCCAUUUACGAGCUCUACGAAGCGCUCAAGGCUGCAAAAGAGGAAUGGUCUCAGACGCUCUGGAUCAACCUGAACGUCCAGUUCCUGCGGGAGGGGAUUGACGGCUUUCUCCGGUCCCUCAGGAAGCUGCCCCGGCAGGUCCGAAGCAUUGCCGUGGCCUUUCAGUUAGAGGCCAAAAUGAAGGCCUUCAAAGACUCCCUCCCUUUACUGCUUGACUUGAAGCACGAAGCACUCAGAGACAGGCACUGGAAAGAGCUUAUGGAAAAAACAGGCGUAGUGUUUGAAAUGACAGAGACGUUCACCUUGGAAAACAUGUUUGCCAUGGAACUUGACAAGCACACGGACGUCCUCAAUGAGAUCGUGACGGCGGCCAUCAAGGAGAUCGCCAUUGAGAAGGCUGUGAAGGAAACCCUGGACACGUGGGAGGCCAUGAAGUUCACCGUGGUCAAGUAUUUCAAAGGCGCACAGGAGCGGGGCUACAUCUUGGGGUCGGUUGACGAGAUUAUCCAGUGCCUGGAUGACAACAUGGUCAACCUGCAGAGCAUCUCGGGAAGCAGAUUUGUGGGGCCUUUUCUGCAGACCGUUCACAAGUGGGAGAAAACCCUUUCUCUGAUAGGGGAAGUCAUUGAGAUUUGGAUGCUGGUUCAGAGGAAAUGGAUGUAUCUUGAAAGCAUUUUUAUCGGUGGAGAUAUCCGGUCACAACUUCCAGAUGAGGCGAAGAAGUUUGACAACGUCGACAGAAUAUUUAAAAGGAUCAUGGGCGAGACCUUGAAGGACCCCGUGAUCAAGCGAUGCUGCGAGGCCCCGAACCGGCUCAGCGACCUGCAGAACGUCAGCGAGGGCCUGGAGAAGUGCCAGAAGAGCCUGACCGACUACCUGGACUCCAAGAGAAACGCUUUCCCGAGGUUCUUCUUCAUUUCCGACGACGAGCUGCUCAGCAUCCUCGGGAACAGCGACCCGCUGUGCGUCCAGGAGCACGUGAUCAAGAUGUAUGACAACAUAGCGCUGCUGAGGUUUAAUGACGGGGACAGCGGAGAAAAGCUGGUGUCGGCCAUGAUCUCGGCGGAGGGCGAAGUGCUGGAGUUCCGGAAGGCCGUGCGGGCCGAGGGCCGCGUGGAGGACUGGAUGACGGCCGUUCUGAAUGAGAUGCGGAGGACCAACAGGCUGGUCACCAAGGAGGCGAUUUUUAGAUACUGCGAAGGCAAGAGCAGAGUGGACUGGAUGCUCGUGUACCCGGGCAUGGUGGUGCUGGCCGCCAGCCAGGUGUGGUGGACGUGGGAGGUGGAGGACGUCUUCCGCCAAGUGCAGAAGGGGGAGAAGCAGGCCAUGAAGGACUACGGCAAGAAAAUGCACAAGCAGAUCGCCCAGCUGGUCACUCGGAUCACCACGCCCUUGAGCAAAAACGACAGGAAGAAAUACAACACGGUCCUCAUCAUCGACGUGCACGCCAGAGAUAUAGUCGAUUCCUUCAUAAGAGGCAGCAUUCUCGAUGCCCGGGAGUUUGAAUGGGAAAGCCAGCUGCGGUUUUACUGGGACCGGGAGCCGGAUGAGCUGAACAUCCGCCAGUGCACGGGCACCUUCGGCUACGGUUACGAGUACAUGGGCUUGAACGGGAGGCUGGUGAUCACGCCGCUCACGGACCGGAUUUACCUGACUCUUACUCAGGCACUGUCCAUGUAUCUGGGAGGGGCCCCUGCUGGCCCAGCAGGUACUGGCAAAACCGAGACCACCAAGGAUCUGGCCAAAGCCCUGGGUCUGCUCUGUGUCGUAACCAACUGCGGUGAGGGCAUGGAUUACAAGGCCAUCGGGAAGAUUUUCUCUGGCCUUGCCCAGUGUGGGGCCUGGGGCUGCUUCGACGAGUUUAAUCGAAUCGACGCCUCUGUGCUGUCGGUCAUCUCGUCCCAGAUUCAGACGAUCCGAAGCGCUCUGAUGCAUCAGCUGACCACGUUCCAGUUUGAAGGGCAUGAGAUCUCCCUGGACUCGAGAAUGGGCAUCUUCAUCACCAUGAACCCCGGCUACGCUGGCCGCACGGAGCUGCCCGAGUCGGUGAAGGCCCUCUUCAGGCCCGUGGUGGUGAUCGUGCCCGACCUGCAGCAGAUCUGCGAGAUCAUGCUCUUCUCAGAGGGCUUCCUCUGCGCCAAGACGCUGGCCAAGAAGAUGACCGUCCUCUACAAGCUGGCCCGGGAGCAGCUCUCCAAGCAGCACCACUACGACUUUGGGCUGCGAGCCCUGAAAUCCGUGUUGGUGAUGGCGGGGGGGCUGAAGAGAGGCUCUUCUGAACUUAAAGAGGAUGUGGUGCUGAUGCGGGCCCUUCGAGACAUGAAUCUGCCCAAGUUUGUCGCUGAGGACGUCCCUCUUUUCCUCGGUUUGAUUUCCGAUCUGUUUCCUGGACUAGACUGCCCGCGGGUUCGCUACCCCGAUUUUAAUGAUGCCGUGGAGCAGGUGCUGGAGGAGAGCGGCUACAUCGUCUUACCUGUGCAGGUGGAUAAAGUGGUUCAGAUGUUCGAGACCAUGCUAACCCGCCACACGACCAUGGUGGUGGGGCCCACGGGAGGGGGCAAGUCCGUGGUCAUUAAUGCCCUGUGUCAGGCCCAGACCAAGCUCGGGCUGAUGACGAAGUUGUACACCCUCAACCCCAAAGCCGUGAGUGUCAUAGAGCUCUAUGGCAUCCUGGACCCCACCACCCGAGACUGGACAGACGGGGUGCUGUCGAACAUCUUCAGGGAGGUCAACAGGCCGACGGAUAAGAAGGAGCGGAAGUAUAUUUUAUUUGAUGGUGACGUGGAUGCUCUGUGGGUAGAAAACAUGAAUUCCGUGAUGGAUGACAACAAGCUGUUGACGUUGGCCAACGGUGAGCGCAUUCGGCUUCAAGCGCACUGCGCUCUGCUCUUUGAGGUUGGAGAUUUGCAGUAUGCCUCUCCUGCAACUGUGUCUCGAUGUGGAAUGGUUUAUGUGGAUCCUAAAAACUUGAAAUAUCAACCCUACUGGAAAAGAUGGGUUAAUCGAAUACUAAACAAGGUAGAGCAAAGCCAUUUAGAGAGUCUCUUUGAGAAGUACGUGCCCCGUCUCAUCGACAUGAUAGUGGAAGGGAUGGUGGAUGGAAGACAGGGCGAGAAGCUGAAGACCAUCGUUCCUCAGACAGACCUAAAUAUGGUGACCCAGCUAACCAAGAUGUUGGACGUGCUCCUCGAAGGAGAAACAGAGGACCCAGACCUUCUGGAGUGCUACUUCUUAGAGGCCCUGUACUGUUCUCUGGGCGCCACUCUGCUCGAGGACGGAAGGAUUAAGUUCGACGAGUGUAUUAAACGCCUUGCUGCCUUGCCUUGCGCUGUUUCGGAAGGAGAGUGGGCCAACCCCGGGGAGCUGCCGGGUCACCUCCCGACCAUGUAUGACUUUCAUUUUGACUCCGCACGGAAGAAAUGGAUACCGUGGAAUAACUUAGUUCCUGAAUAUGUUCAUGUCCACGAGAGGAAAUUUGUUGACAUCCUGGUCCAUACGGUGGACACGACCCGCACCACCUGGAUGCUGGAGCAGAUGGUCAAGAUCAAGCAGCCAGUCCUUUUGGUGGGGGAAUCUGGCACCUCUAAGACAGCCACUACCCAGAACUUCCUCAAAAAUCUGAACGUGGAUAUUAAUAUUGUGUUAAUGGUCAACUUCUCCUCUCGCACCACGUCUUUGGAUAUCCAGAGAAAUUUGGAAGCAAAUGUGGAGAAACGAACCAAAGACACGUACGGCCCACCCAUGGGAAAACGCCUCCUGGUGUUCAUGGACGACAUGAAUAUGCCGAAGGUGGACGAAUACGGCACGCAGCAGCCGGUCGCUCUGCUGAAGCUGCUGCUGGAGAAGGGCUGCCUGUACGACCGCGGGAAGGAGCUGACCUGCAAGCACAUCCGGGACCUGGGCUUCAUCGCGGCGAUGGGAAAGGCCGGCGGAGGCCGCAACGAAGUGGAUCCCAGAUUUAUUUCGCUGUUCAGCGUCUUCAACGUACCGUUUCCUUCCGAGGAGUCUUUGCAUUUAAUUUAUUCCUCCAUUCUGAAAGGCCAUGCCUCGGUGUUCCACGAAAGCAUCGUGGCCGUGAGUGACCAGCUGACCUUCUGCACGCUGGCGCUUUACAAAAGCAUCGUGCAGGACCUGCCGCCCACGCCGUCCAAGUUCCAUUACAUCUUUAACCUGCGGGACCUCUCGAGGGUUUUCAACGGUCUCGUCCUCACUAAUCCAGAGCGGUUCCAGAGGGUGACCCAGAUGGUGAGAGUCUGGAGAAACGAGUGUCUGAGGGUCUUCCACGACCGAUUAAUCAAUGAAACAGACAAGCAGCUGGUACAAGAGCACAUAGGAAACUUGGUUCUGGAACAUUUCAAUGACGACGUGGAGGCGGUGAUGAGGGACCCCAUCCUGUUUGGAGACUUCCGCACGGCCCUGCAGGAGGAGGAGGCCCGCAUGUACGAAGAUAUUCAGGAUUACGAGGCGGCCAAGGCUCUGUUCCAGGAGAUUCUUGAGGAGUAUAACCAGAACAACACCAAGAUGAACUUGGUUCUCUUCGACGACGCCCUGGAGCACCUGACCCGUGCGCACCGCAUCAUCCGCAUGGACCGCGGCCACGCCCUGCUGGUGGGGGUGGGGGGCUCAGGGAAGCAGUCUCUGGCCAGGCUGGCCGCCUUCACUGCCGGCUACGAGGUGUUUGAGAUCCUCCUGAGCAGAGGCUACUCCGAGAGCAACUUCCGGGAGGAUCUGAAGAACCUUUAUCUCAAACUCGGGACCGAGAACAAAACGAUGAUCUUCCUGUUCACGGACGCGCACGUGGCCGAGGAGGGCUUCCUGGAGCUCAUCAACAACAUGCUGACGUCAGGGAUCGUGCCUGCGCUCUUCCCGGAAGAGGAGAAGGAGUCUAUCCUCGGUCAGAUUGGACCAGAAGCUCUGAAGCAAGGGACGAGCCCGGCCAAGGAGUCCGUGUGGCAGUACUUUGUGAACAAGAGUGCAAAUAACCUGCACGUUGUCCUGGGCAUGUCGCCGGUGGGGGACACCCUGAGGACGCGGUGCAGAAAUUUCCCAGGUCUCGUAAAUAACACCGGUAUCGACUGGUUCCUGCCCUGGCCCUCUCAAGCCCUGCAGGCGGUCGCUAAGUCAUUUCUAGGGAGUAAUCCGAUGAUCCCAGUGGAAAACAUAGAUGGUGUGGUGGAGCACGUUGUUUUGGUCCACGAGUCCGUGGGUGAAUUCAGCAAACAAUUUCUACAGAAACUGAGGCGUAGCAACUAUGUAACUCCCAAAAACUACCUUGAUUUUAUUAACACAUAUUCAAAAUUAUUGGACGAGAAAACUCAGUAUAACGUAGCUCAGUGCAAGCGUCUGGAGAGGGGGCUGGACAAGCUGAAGGAGGCCACCAUCCAGCUGGACGAGCUGAACCAGAAGCUGGCCGAGCAGAAGGUGGUGCUGGCGGAGAAGUCGGCCGCCUGCGAGGCCCUGCUGCAGGAGAUCGCCACCAACACGGCCAUAGCCGAAGAGAAGAAGAAGCUCGCAGAAGAGAAAGCCAUGGAGAUAGAAGAACAGAACAAGGUCAUCGCGGUGGAGAAGGCCGAGGCCGAGGCGGCCCUCGCCGAGGUCAUGCCCAUCCUGGAGGCCGCCAAGCUGGAGCUGCAGAAGCUGGACAAGUCCGACGUGACCGAGAUCAGGUCCUUUGCGAAGCCCCCCAAACAGGUGCAGACGGUGUGUGAGUGCAUCCUCAUCAUAAAAGGGUACAAGGAACUCAACUGGAAAACCGCCAAAGGCAUGAUGUCCGACCCUAAUUUCCUGAGGUCUCUGAUGGAGAUUGACUUUGAUUCAGUUACCCAGGGCCAAGUUAAAAACAUUAGAGGCCUCUUGAAGACUCUCAAUACCACAAUUGAAGAAAUGGAAGCUGUGAGCAAAGCAGGCUUGGGGAUGCUGAAGUUUGUGGAAGCCGUGAUGGGCUACUGUGAUGUUUUCCGAGAAAUCAAGCCCAAAAGAGAGAAGGUGGCCAGGCUGGAGCGGAACUUUUACCUCACUAAACGCGAACUAGAAAGGAUCCAGAAUGAGUUGGCAGUGAUCCAGAGUGAGCUGGAGGCUCUGGGGGCCAAAUACGAGGCAGCCAUUCUGGAAAAGCAGGAGCUGCAGAAAGAAGCCGAAAUCAUGGAGAGGCGGCUGAUCGCUGCUGACAAGCUCAUCUCCGGGCUGGGCUCCGAGAACAUCAGGUGGCUGAACGACCUGGACGAGCUGAUGCACCGGCGGGUGAAGCUGCUGGGCGACUGCCUGCUCAGCGCAGCUUUCCUGAGCUACGAGGGCGCCUUCACGUGGGAAUUCCGUGACCAGAUGGUCAACGAGGCGUGGCAGACAGAUCUCCUGGAGCGGGAGAUCCCCCUGAGCCAGCCCUUCCGGUUAGAGAGCCUGCUCACGGACGAUGUGGAGAUCAGCAGGUGGGGAUCCCAGGGACUGCCCCCCGAUGAGCUCUCGGUUCAGAACGGCAUCCUUACCACCCGGGCCAGCCGGUUCCCCCUCUGCAUCGACCCCCAGCAGCAGGCCCUCAACUGGAUCAAGAGAAAAGAGGAGAAAAAUAACUUGCGGUCUGAGGGCGCCGUCUGCCUGGGGCUCGGCUCGCCUACCUGUGCGCCGUCUCUCAGCCAGGCGGAGCUUGACGUCACGCUGAAGGGGCUGGAGGACCAGCUGCUGAGCGUGCUGGUGGCCUACGAGAGGCGCGAGCUGGAGGAGCAGCGGGAGCACCUCAUCCAGGAGACGAGCGAGAACAAGAACCUGCUGAAGGACCUGGAAGACUCCCUCCUUCGGGAACUGGCGACCUCCACGGGCAACAUGCUGGACAACGUGGAGCUGGUGCAGACCCUGGAGGAGACCAAGUCCAAGGCCAUGGAGGUAUCGGAGAAGCUCAAGCUGGCAGAGAAGACGGCCUUGGACAUCGACAGGCUGCGGGAUGGCUACCGGCCGGCCGCCAGGAGGGGGGCCAUCCUGUUCUUCGUGCUGUCCGAGAUGGCCCUGGUGAACGCCAUGUACCAGUACUCCCUCAUCGCCUUCCUGGAUGUGUUUGGCUUGUCACUUAAGAAGUCGCUGCCCGAUUCCAUUCUCAUGAAGCGACUAAGGAACAUUAUGGACACACUGACCUUCAACAUCUAUAACUAUGGUUGCACAGGGCUGUUUGAGAGGCACAAGUUACUCUUCUCUUUCAAUAUGACGGUCAAGAUAGAGCAAGCAGAAGGCAGAGUCCCGCAGGAAGAACUGGAUUUCUUCUUAAAAGGAAACCUCUCCCUGGAGAAGAGCCCCCGGAAGAAGCCCUGUACUUGGCUGCCCGACCAGGGAUGGGAAGACAUCAUGCUUUUAUCAGAAAUGUUCUCAGACUCCUUCGGGAAUCUUCCUGAUGAUGUCGAGAAACAUCCAGCCGUCUGGCAGGAGUGGUACGACCUGGACUCCCUCGAGCAGUUUCCAUUCCCCUUGGGCUACGGUGACAGCAUCACCCCUUUCCAGAAGUUGCUUAUUCUGCGCUGUUUCCGUGUGGAUCGGGUGUACCGGGCGGUGACGGACUAUGUGACUCUAACCAUGGGAGAGAAGUACGUGCAGCCCCCGAUGAUCAGCUUCGACGCCAUCUUUGAGCAGAGCACUCCGAACUCGCCCAUUGUGUUCAUCCUCAGUCCCGGCUCCGACCCUGCCACUGACCUUAUGAAGUUAGCCGAGCGCAGUGGUUUUGGAGGAAACCGCCUCAAAUUCCUCGCUAUGGGUCAAGGUCAAGAAAAGCUGGCCCUGCAGCUGCUGGAGACGGCGGUGGCUAGAGGGCAGUGGCUGAUGCUGCAGAACUGUCACCUCCUGGUCCGCUGGCUGAAAGAUCUGGAGAAGUCCCUGGAGAGGAUCACCAAACCCCACCCGGACUUCCGCCUGUGGCUCACCACAGACCCCACCCAGGGCUUCCCCAUUGGGAUUCUGCAGAAGUCCCUGAAGGUUGUGACGGAGCCGCCCAACGGGCUGAAACUCAACAUGAGAGCGACUUACUUCAAGAUCUCUCCUGACAUGCUGGAGCAGUGUCCGCACCCCACCUUCAAGUCCCUGGUCUACGUGCUGGCGUUCUUCCACGCCGUGGUGCUGGAGAGGAGAAAGUUCGGGAAGAUCGGGUGGAACGUGUACUAUGACUUCAACGAGUCUGACUUCCAGGUCUGCAUGGAGAUUCUGAACACGUACUUAACAAAAGCCUUCCAGCAACACGACCCUAGGAUCCCGUGGGGCAGCCUCAAGUACCUGAUUGGAGAGGUCAUGUAUGGGGGACGGGCCAUCGACAGCUUCGAUCGGCGCAUCCUGACCACCUACAUGGACGAGUACUUGGGAGACUUCAUUUUUGACACUUUCCAGCCAUUCCACUUCUUCCGGAAUAAGGAGGUGGACUAUAAAAUCCCCACCGGUGAUGUGAAAGAAAAAUUUGUUGAAGCCAUUGAGGCCCUCCCACUGGCCAACACACCUGAAGUGUUUGGUCUCCAUUCCAAUGCUGAGAUUGGAUAUUACACCCAUGCGGCUCGUGACAUGUGGGCCCACCUGCUGGAGCUGCAGCCUCAGACGGGGGAGUCCGGCAGCGGCAUCAGCCGAGAUGAUUACAUUGGCCACGUUGCCAAGGACAUAGAAAACAAGAUGCCCAAGACCUUUGAGUUGGACCAGGUCAGGAAGCACCUCGGGGUGGGAAUCUCCCCCACUUCAGUGGUGCUUCUGCAGGAGCUGGAGCGCUUCAACAAGCUCGUCACACGCAUGUCCAAGUCUCUGGCCGAACUGCAGAGGGCCUUGGCUGGAGAAGUUGGGAUGAGCAGCGAGUUGGAUGACAUCGCCAGGUCUCUCUUCCUCGGACAAAUCCCUCACAUCUGGAGAAAGCUGGCCCCUGACACGUUAAAGUCCCUUGGAAACUGGAUGCUCUACUUCCUGCAGCGGUUCAGCCAGUACACGUUGUGGGUUACUGAGGGCGAGCCCAGUGUGAUGUGGCUCUCAGGCCUGCACAUCCCAGAAUCCUACCUCACGGCCCUGGUGCAGGCCACCUGCCGGAGGAACGGCUGGCCGCUGGACCGCUCCACCUUGUUCACGCAAGUCACCAAGUUCCAAGAUGCAGAUGAAGUGAACGAGCGGGCAGGAGAAGGGUGCUUUGUGUCAGGACUGCAUCUCGAAGGCGCGGACUGGGAUGUAGAAAAAGGAUGUCUCCUCAAGAGCAAACCCAAGGUGCUGGUGGUCAACCUGCCGAUUCUGAAGAUCAUCCCCAUCGAAGCCCAUCGCCUCAAACUGCAGAACACCUUCCGGACGCCAGUCUACACCACCUCCAUGAGAAGGAAUGCCAUGGGAGUCGGCCUGGUGUUUGAGGCCGAUCUCUUCACCACGAAGCACAUCUCUCACUGGGUGCUACAGGGGGUGUGCCUCACCCUGAACUCCGAUUAGCCCUUUGGGUGAGGGAACCCGCACCGCGAUCGCCGUCUGCCCGUGGGGUCUCGGGAGGCUGCAGCUGGACUGAGCUGAGAGUCCUUUCACUUGAAACCAGCCCUUUUAAUCUCUCUCCAUAUAAAUGAAGCUUUUUUUUUUUAAAGUGGUUUAAGGAUUCUGUGUAUUUGAAAAGUAAA
Suricata suricatta (meerkat) is the source of this 13904-nucleotide messenger RNA. RefSeq names its product dynein axonemal heavy chain 10 (gene DNAH10). The record is from RefSeq and is a predicted model, not a curated record. Gene Ontology annotation, cellular component: dynein complex. Gene Ontology annotation, biological process: microtubule-based movement. The transcript is spliced from 80 exons. Gene Ontology annotation, molecular function: dynein intermediate chain binding; minus-end-directed microtubule motor activity; ATP hydrolysis activity. NCBI's taxonomy places the organism in Eukaryota, Metazoa, Chordata, Mammalia, Carnivora, Herpestidae. The coding region runs from base 1 to 13725 and encodes 4574 amino acids.